UGUUCAAGGUCAAAAAUGUCAAAAAGAAAGAGGCGAGCCUUCACAACACUGAUGAAGUCAAUUUGGAGGAGCAGCAAUGGUGAAUAUGUGAUCAGCCCACAGGCGUUUCGCAGCCAAAUACAGAAGUUUGCACCACGCUUUAUGGGCUACAGUCAACAAGACUCUCAGGAGUUCCUCCACUACCUACUGCAAGGUCUUCAGGAGGACAUCAACCGAAUCACCACGAGGCCAAGGCAUCUCACCACCGAGAUAGACGACAAUCUCAGCAAGUCCCAGAAAGCAGCAGAGGCCUGGAAAAGAUAUCUGCGAUAUGAUGACAGCAAGAUUGUAGACUGUUUCGUGGGCCAGCUGAAGAGUACACUCAAGUGCAGCGUCUGUGGCCACAAAUCUGUGACCUUUGACCCCUUCUGGGAUCUCUCCCUUCCGAUACCCAAGGGCUCGGACCCCGUCACUCUCCAGCAGUGCCUGAGCCUGUUCGCCAAAGAAGAAGUGCUGGGCGGCGAUGAGAAGCCUUGCUUUAUGAACUCGAUAGUGCAAUGCCUGGUACACACUCGACCCCUGCUCGAGUAUUGCCUGAAGGACGGCUACGUCUCCGAGAUCAACACCAGCACCUCUUCCAUGAAGGGGGCACUUCUUGAAGCCUUCGCAACACUGAUGAAGUCAAUUUGGAGGAGCAGCAAUGGUGAAUAUGCGAUCAGCCCACAGGCGUUUCGCAGCCAAAUACAGAAGUUUGCACCACGCUUUAUGGGCUACAGUCAACAAGACUCUCAGGAGUUCCUCCACUACCUACUGCAAGGUCCUCAGGAGGACAUCAGCCGAAUCACCACGAGGUCAAGGCAUCUCACCACCGAGAUAGACGACAAUCUCAG
Molecule: messenger RNA, 869 nt
Organism: Rhipicephalus sanguineus (brown dog tick)
Lineage: Eukaryota; Metazoa; Arthropoda; Arachnida; Ixodida; Ixodidae
Product: ubiquitin carboxyl-terminal hydrolase 2-like
Exons: 9
Biological process (GO): protein deubiquitination
Cellular component (GO): cytoplasm
Molecular function (GO): cysteine-type deubiquitinase activity
Source: RefSeq, a predicted model, not a curated record